UCACGAGUGCGAUUGUCCUGCCCUCUGGCGGCCACGGGGACCACGGCGCGAACACUCCACAACGUCGAGGGCCCGGCAGGCAAGCGGGAAGGAGGAUCGACCCAGCUGGGAGGCUGUAACUGGAAAAUGAGAAUUUGGAACGCCCACCCUUUCACAGAAAGCUAAAAGCCACAGAGAUCCCUUUUUUGGAGGGAUGACUCGAGAUGAAGAUGAGGAUGAUGAGGAGGAAGAAGAAGGAACCACAUGGAGCCGGGGGAGUCGGAGGUUUGAUGGUCCCCAGCCUCCUGAGGAAUUUGGCUUUGGCUUCAGCUUCAGCCCAGGUGGAGGGAUGCAUUUCCAAGAUCACUUUGGCUUUGAUGACCUAGUACGGGAUUUCAACAGCCUCUUCAGCGAGAUGGGGGCCUGGACCUUACCUUCUCACCCUCCUGAACUUCCAGGUCCUGAGUCAGAGACACCUGGUGAGAGACUGCGGGAGGGACAAACACUGCGAGACUCAAUGCUUAAGUAUCCUGAUAGUCAGCAGCCCAGGAUCUUUAGAGAAGUCUUGGAGAGUGAUCCAGGAACUGAAUCCCCAAAGUCAGCACCAGGCUGGGGGUCCCAGAGACCUUUUGAUAGGUUUGAUGAUAUAUGGCCUGUGACUCCUCAUCCUAGAGCCAGAGAAGACAAUGACCUUGAUUCGCAGGUCUCCCAGGAGGGGCUUGGCCCAGUUCUACAGCCCCAGCCCAAGUCCUACUUUAAGAGCAUCUCUGUGACCAAGAUCACUAAGCCAGAUGGGGUUGUAGAAGAGCGCCGGACUGUGGUGGACAGUGAGGGCCGGCGAGAGACCACAGUGACCCGUCAGGAAGCAGACAGUGAUCCUAGAGCUGAUCUAGAAUCACCAAGACCUCCAGCUCUGGAUGAUGCCUUUUCUAUCUUGGAUUUAUUCUUAGGACGUUGGUUCCGGUCCCGGUAGCCUUGUUAAACUACAGAGGCCUUCAGGUUGUUUCCAUAUCCCACUUCUUGCUCUCUAUCAACAAGCGUUAGUGUCUUCUGUCAUCUCAGGAUCUUGGGAGUGUGGAGCAGGGAACUGGGGUUGUAUCAGUCUGUCAUUCACCCAGACUGACCAAUAAAACUUUUAUUUAUGCUAA
Messenger RNA from Cavia porcellus (domestic guinea pig), 1127 nucleotides. RefSeq names its product HCLS1 associated protein X-1 (gene Hax1). The record is from RefSeq and is a predicted model, not a curated record. Gene Ontology annotation, cellular component: mitochondrion; sarcoplasmic reticulum; apical plasma membrane. Lineage: Eukaryota; Metazoa; Chordata; Mammalia; Rodentia; Caviidae. Bases 194 to 952 code for a protein of 252 amino acids. Gene Ontology annotation, biological process: regulation of actin filament polymerization; negative regulation of apoptotic process. The transcript has 7 exons.